UGCCAGAAAUGCUCUGGCUGCUCUUGCAUGUGGUUUAGCUUUACGGGCUGCUUGAGAAAUUGCUUAACAUUGCCAGGCUGUGGUUGUAAGUGGUUGAGGUGUUGUAAAUGGCAGUGCUGCAACUGCAAGGUAGCCUGCCCAAGGUGCCAUUGCAAGUGUCCAACCUGGCUGAGCUGCCACUGUAAGUUCCCAACCUGUUCGAGUUGCUCCUGCAAGUGCCCAUCUUGUUCUAGUUGCUGCUGCAAGUGCCCAUCUUUGUCCAGCUGCUUCUGCAAGUGUUCAACUUGGCCAAGCUGUAAGUUCCACCAUUCCAGUUGCAGCUUGAUGUUCUGCUAUCGAUGGAAUGGUAAACCAAAAAGAAUCACUGACGAUCCUUCUUGCAAUUUGCCUGAUGGGAAACUAAGCUUUACUCAAAAAUGAUAGCCCAAUCAGCAUAUGAUAUCACCAUGCUCCAUGGAGGGAUUGAAAGUAGCAUUAUGAAAUCGGGUUUCUGAAGAAUAAGAGAAUGGUGUGUUUUGCUGCUAUGCAAAGGGCAGAUUCUGCAUUUUUCGUGGCCAUGAAUUUGGUUUGCAUUUUACUGUACAUUCUAUCAGUCUCUGGCGGAUCUUCAGAUGAGAAAAAGAUUCUGCUGGAAUUCAAGAAAUCUGUUUCAGACCCCCAUGGAAUUCUUUCCAGUUGGAAUGCAGGCAGUUCCGACUAUUGCUCUUGGUUUGGAGUGUCCUGCAAUUCCAAUUUAAGAGUUUCCCGGCUGAAAAUUGAAGGUAACUUUUCGGUUUCUCAUCAGUGUUCUAUGAAUUCUGUGUUAGCUUUGCAUGGCUUUGAAAUACGAAGAAACUGCACCGAAAUGAAUGGAAAAAUUGUAGGAAAACUGCCACCCAUUAUCGGAAAACUCAAAGAACUUAAGGUUCUGUCACUUCCAUUCAAUGAACUCAGGGGUGAGAUUCCUGUCCAAAUAUGGAGCCUUAAAAAUCUUGAAGUACUUGAUCUUGAAGGGAAUCUUAUUGUGGGAAAUUUUUCGGAUUAUGAAUUCACUGGUUUAAGGAAUUUAAGGGUUCUUAACCUUGCAUAUAACAUGAUUGCUGGGAAAUUUCCACCUUCCCUCGCAAUAUGUAGGGUUUUAAGGAUUUUGAAUUUAGCAGGAAAUGAAAUUAAUGGUGUGAUUCCCAGAUUCAUUGGUGGUUUUAGGAAGUUAAGAGUGCUGAAUUUGUCGUUUAAUCAGUUAGUAGGCCAUGUUCCAGAUAAUUUGGGGUGUGAUUGUGGGAAUCUUGAGCAUUUGGAUUUGUCGGUUAAUUUCCUAAAGGGGGAAAUUCCGCUUGCUUUGGGAAAUUGUAGUCAUUUAAGGACACUUUUGGUAUCUUCAAAUGCAUUAAGUGGCUUUAUCCCUAUGGAGCUAGGUGAACUUCGAAACCUUGAAGUUCUGGAUGUUUCGAGAAACAGAUUGAGUGGUCCCCUGCCUGAAAAGCUCGGAAAUUGUAUUAAUUUGUCGGUUCUUGUUCUUUCAAGUCAAAUUAAUGUUCUCCCGAGCAAGAGGAAUCCAGGUGGAGCAGUGUCUCCCAGAUUAGCUGAUGUCGCAUUAGAAGAUUAUAACUGUUUUGAUGGUUUCAUUCCCAUUGAGAUUACCACACUUCCAAAGCUGCAGAUAGUUUUUGCUUCUGGAGCCAACUUUGAGGGACCGACAAAUUGGGGCCGUUGUGCUAGGCAGAAGCAUGCACCUUCUGAAUCAAGAAGCCAUCCUAAAAGUGGUAAAAACGGAGUUGAUCUUAUUUUUGAAGUAUGCGUAAUAUCUGUAGCAGUCGUUAUUGCAGUUGUUUUGGUUUUUGUAUUUUGUUAUGCAAAAAGGAAAAUAUCAGAUUCAAAGGGUCAGAAUACUAUGUCACCACAGAGAAGAGAAACUAACUUUUUCGAGGACAUUGGAGUACCCUUAACAUAUGAUGGUUUGAUCCAGGCAACGGGAAAUUUUAACAUUAGCAACUGCAUAGGAAAUGGUGGAUUUGGUGCCACCUACCGGGCUGAAGUUUCUCCAGGAAUGACAGUAGCAGUGAAAAGGCUCAUUACUGAAAGGUGCCAAGGCAUCCCACAGUUCUGUGCCGAGGUCAGGACACUGAGAAGAAUCAAACACCCGAACCUCAUAACUUUGAUAGGGUAUGGUGCCAGUCAAGCAGAAAUGUUUCUGAUAUAUAACUACCUUCCUGGUGGAAAUCUAGAAGAAUUCAUUCGGGAAAGAGCCAGAAGAGCUUUUGAUUGGAGAAUAGUUCACAAGAUUGCUCUCGAUGUUGCAUCUGCACUAACUUAUCUGCACGAUCAGUGUAAUCCGAGUAUUCUACAUCGCGACAUCAAACCUAGUAAUAUUUUGUUGGACAACGACUGCAAUGCCUAUUUGUCAGACUUUGGAUUGUCAAAAUCUCUGUCUGCUACACAAACUCAUGCUACCACUUGUGUAGCCGGAACUUACGGAUACAUAGCUCCAGAAUACGCACUGACAGGCCGCGUAUCCAACAAGGCCGAUGUUUACAGCUAUGGGGUGAUGCUGCUUGAGUUAUUGUCUGACAAGAAAGCUCUCGAUCCUUCAUUUUAUUCAUAUGAAGAUGGAUUCAACAUUGUUUCAUGGGCGUGCUUGUUACUCAAACAAGGUCAGGCCGAGGAUUUUUUCUUCUCGUCUCUAUGGGAUUCGGGUCCACAGGAUGACCUCGUGAAAAUGCUGCAUGUGGCUGUUCUUUGUACUCUUGAAUCAUAUUCUGCUCGGCCAACAAUGAAGCAAGUUGUGCAGCGACUCAAACACUUUCAACCACCCAGUGGCUAACCACACUACAGUGCUGCUUCUCAAUUUAUUCAUUCUAGUAUUAGAAUGUAUAGCAGACUGAUUUUUCCUUCAUUCAAAUUAUUCGGGAUUAUGAGCUUCGAUUUAGCUACAUAGCUUUUUUGUCAAAAUCCUGUUCGCAGUUCUGUCUGAACUUGUAUAAACUGAAUUUCAAUUGUAUAAUUCCUGUGUAUGGCAUGCAAGAAAUUUACUUUGAUGUCUCA
This is a messenger RNA of Olea europaea var. sylvestris, 3021 nucleotides long. Its product is annotated as probable LRR receptor-like serine/threonine-protein kinase RPK1. The transcript has 3 exons. Lineage: Eukaryota; Viridiplantae; Streptophyta; Magnoliopsida; Lamiales; Oleaceae. The coding region runs from base 506 to 2800 and encodes 764 amino acids. Gene Ontology annotation, molecular function: protein binding; protein kinase activity; ATP binding. Gene Ontology annotation, biological process: protein phosphorylation. The record is from RefSeq and is a predicted model, not a curated record.